Drosophila ficusphila is the source of this 927-nucleotide messenger RNA. It is a transcript of the gene Gos28, whose product is annotated as Golgi SNAP receptor complex member 1. Gene Ontology annotation, cellular component: Golgi membrane; SNARE complex; Golgi medial cisterna. Gene Ontology annotation, biological process: endoplasmic reticulum to Golgi vesicle-mediated transport; vesicle fusion. Gene Ontology annotation, molecular function: SNAP receptor activity. The transcript has 4 exons. The record is from RefSeq and is a predicted model, not a curated record. The coding region runs from base 93 to 791 and encodes 232 amino acids. Lineage: Eukaryota; Metazoa; Arthropoda; Insecta; Diptera; Drosophilidae.
AUAGUUCAGUUCAGAAACGCGCGAUCUGGUCGCACUGAUUGCCACACGAAAGUCGAACAAAUAAAGAAAACGUACAUAUUUAUUUUGGACAAAUGGGAGGAUCCAGCUAUGAUGUGCUCCGGAAGCAGGCGAGGAGCCUGGAGAACGAGAUCGACCUGAAGCUGGUGGCAUUCAGCAAAAUCGGUGCGGGCAGCGGAGGAGGCGGAAGUGGCGGAUUAGGAGGCGUAGACACAUCACCGCUCUUGGGCGAACAUGUCUUUGAUUCGCUGUCGGAGGAGAUUGAACAGAUGCUCGAAAAGUUGUCCUCGCUAAACGAAAACAUGUCAGACCUGCCCGCUUCGGGAGCUGCCGCCAUGCACACGCUACAGCGGCAUCGGGAAAUCCUGCAAGGCUAUCGACAGGAGUUCAACAAGAUCUGCGCCAAUCACACGAUGCGCAUCGAGCGCGAAGAGCUGCUCCGUGGCUCUGGAUUGGCCACCAGUUCCGGCAGUCCCUCCAUUUCGGGUCUGAGUCGCCGGGAGAUGUACCUGAAGGAGAGCGGCCACCUGAGCAGCGCCAGUCACCUGGUGAACGACCAGAUCAACAUCGCCAUCGAGACGCGAGAUCAUCUCCAUGCCCAGCGACAGGCCUUCAAGCGGUUGCAGACCCGCUUCAACGACAUCUCCAAUCGAUUUCCAUUGAUUUCCAGUCUCAUUCAGCGCAUAAAUAUCAAAAAACGACGCGAUUCACUGAUACUGGGAGCUGUAAUCGGGUUCUGUGUAAUCCUGUUGCUGCUUUACGCCUUUAACUAGCGACUUGCUGUCCGGAUUUGGCCAAAGAUAGAGCUUGCAUUCGACUUCACUACAAAUAACUUUUCGUUUGUUUUCCCACGACGGUAUAUAUGUAUGAUUAACUUGUGAUAGCAAUAAAAUUUAAUAUAUAAGAUGA